AUGUCACAGUGUUUAUUUAAUGAUAACGACGAUGAAGAUAUUAUUCUUUCACAAAAUUUAGACGAUAUAGAAAAGGAAUUAGCAGUGAAAAAUGAUAUUGAGAAAGAUGUGGAUUACGGCGAAUUGAACCUUAUUUCUACUGCAGAGGAAUUUGUUAAAGCAGAGAUGGAGAAAGAAUCUGAUUGUGGUGAAUUUAACGUAAUUUCUACAGCCGAGGAACAAGUUAAAGAGGAAGUGAAAUCGGUUGUGGUUGAAAGGUUUCAAACGCAAGUAUCUCAGUUUGAAAUAGACACUUUAAUACAUUCACAAACAAAUGCUAAUACCAGAAAGAAUACUAAAUGGUCACUAAAUAUAUUCAAUGAAUGGCGGAAAUGUCGAUCGAAGGGUGAUAAUGAUAUACCUGAAUUGCAAGAUAUGACAGCAGAAGAAUUAGAUUAUUGUCAAAGAUGUUUAUAUACAGUAUUUAAAACCUAUUUAGACGCGAUAGAAUCUGGAAUGUUUUAUAGAAAGCCAUUACAGAAUGGCAUAAGAUAUGGAAAGCAGCCUGUUGGGAUUAAUAAAUUAGGUAAUUUCAUGAAAGAAAUGUGUCAACAAGCUGGUUUAGUCGGAAAUUACACUAACCACUCCGGUAAGAAGAUCUGUGCUACUGAAAUGUACCGCAAUGGACAAGAUGAACAAUCCAUCAUGGAACGCACAGGUCAUAGAUCUGUCGAGGCGUGUAGGGUUUACAAAAUUAAAUCCGACGAGUUGCAGAAACAGGUUUCAAGUGUUUUAGAGGCGCCAAUAAGUGCUAAAGAAAGUAGUGAACCUGUUUCUAAAAAAGCGAAAAUUUCUGUUUCCCCACCCCCACUGAAGGACACACGUUUUAACGAAUUAAUCAACACUUGCGGACCAGUACAUUUCAAUAAUUGUAAAUUUACUUUUAUGUAA
Lottia gigantea (owl limpet) is the source of this 930-nucleotide messenger RNA. RefSeq lists its product as hypothetical. Gene Ontology annotation, molecular function: DNA binding. The transcript is spliced from 2 exons. Lineage: Eukaryota; Metazoa; Mollusca; Gastropoda; Lottiidae. The coding region runs from base 1 to 930 and encodes 309 amino acids. The record is from RefSeq and is a predicted model, not a curated record. Gene Ontology annotation, biological process: DNA recombination; DNA integration.